Ruditapes philippinarum (Manila clam) is the source of this 2585-nucleotide messenger RNA. RefSeq lists its product as uncharacterized. Gene Ontology annotation, molecular function: NAD+-protein-arginine ADP-ribosyltransferase activity; NAD+ poly-ADP-ribosyltransferase activity. The transcript is spliced from 2 exons. Lineage: Eukaryota; Metazoa; Mollusca; Bivalvia; Venerida; Veneridae. The record is from RefSeq and is a predicted model, not a curated record. Bases 106 to 837 code for a protein of 243 amino acids.
AUAUCCUUAUUUAAUAGCGUAAAGAGCGUGAUAAAGGCAGUCAAUCGUUAACAGAUUUCACGGACAGAAGUAGUGUUUUAGAAGGAAGGUUUCAAUAUAUGGGAAAUGAAGUGCAUUUUUUUCUUCAUCAUUUGCUGUUUUUUAAGACUCGUACAAAGUGAUACGGAAGAUGACGGAUACUCUGGUGAGGUAAAAGAAUUGUUUCAAGAUCUCAAAGACUAUAAAUCAAACGUCCAAACAGCGGAACAAAAAAUGUUGCAAUUCUCUGAUGAAACCAUGGAUAGAAAGUAUGCAAUAGGACUUGUCAACUUAUACACACAACUAAGUCCUUUUUACAGAAUAUUAAACCAGGAAAUGCGCAACAACUACACCGUAAAGACUGAUAUCUGGCAACGAUCUGGUGAUCUAAUUAACAGGGGUAUUGACAUUCUCGGACCUACGGAGCAUAAAAUUGUAUACAGGGGAUGUACAGCACUGAAUGAGCGUCCUGAAAAAGGACGUGAUUUCAAAUUUAACCAGAUCACAAGUACCACAUUACUUCAAGAUUUGGCUAAACAGUUUGGUGACAACGUAUGCCAAAAGGGAAUUCUCUUUGAGAUAUCAAAUGUGUAUGGAUUAUCGGUUGAAAAGUACUCAGCAUUUAAACAUGAAAAAGAGGUAUUGAUAAAAUCCUACUAUGUCUUCAAAGUAAAGGAAGAACCUCAACAAACAGAAAAGCUUACAAUUUACAAACUUGAUGGUCAGUCAGAAUCUAUAAACUCGGGCAAUAGAGCACAUGCAGAAAUUCUAAUGCCAUGUUCAUUUGUUACCGUCUUAGUUCUAACUCUUGGUUUGUAAUUUACGAAUGAAAAUUGGUUUUUCUUUGAAUUAUAGAAAAUACUUUAUAAUCAUUUGACAUUUUUAAGAACAUUUUGGAUAUUAUUUAAAAUCGUAAUCAGUUUGCUGCAAAUAAGAUUUUCACUGUACAUUUUUGUAUAUUAAUAUGUUAUUUCUUUAAUAAUCUAGUUUCAUUUUUUUGUAUAUGUAACAUUUUACUAACUAUUUUCAUACAAUCAACUCUGAGGUAAAUUAAAAUAAAAACGAAAUUUUGAUGAACAUCAGCUGGGGCAAUUAAAACGAAAAAAAAAACAUUCAAAAGAUAGCGGAGAAAUAAACUUAGGAAGGGAUUGAAAAAUAUAUGAGCCGUGACAUGAUAUUUCCAACAUAGUGGUCAAAUGACGUAAUCGUAGAAACGCGACGUCAAAGUUGACGCCAACAUCUCCUAAUGAUAUAGCACGCGCUUUUCCAAUCACCACCAUGCAGGUUUAAGGUAACCAUAAUCUGGUCAAACUUAUAUGCAUAUUCUGCCAUAUUCUAUUUUUUUUUAAAUUCUUGACCUUAAUAAACCAAUUUUCUAUGGAAAUUUAUGUCAUUACACCAGUACACCCAUAACUGUUUUCGUACAGAAACAUAUGAAAUUACACAUUCAUUCACAACGGCGAAAUAACUUCAUCCUAAGCAUGCCAUUGUAUACGCGCGACUCAUCUGGUACCCCCAUGACAGAUGAAAUAUCCGGCAUGAGUAAAAUUAAUGGAAACACCAGUCUGACAUGCAAGAAAUACUCUGUCAAAUCGUUGUAAAAGUUUAUGCUUAUAAAUGAAAGUCUGGGUUUCUAUUUAGUGAUAUAAAACCCAUAUUACUUAGAGUAUAUCACAUAUAGUGUUGUUAACAUAGCUUUGUCGAUUUUUUGUGGCCUACGUAUUAAUUUUUCGAUUCCGUAAAUUUCCUUAUAAAUGUAUUGUGUAUCUUGUUCUUUAAUCAUGUUUCUUGAUUCAAUGAAAAUUGCUGCACUAAUAUUUUUUUCCAUCUCAAUUAUGACGUUAUUCCGCAGUUACACUCAUUUGUAAAGUAACAACUGCGCUGAUAAACCUUUUCUGUUAUGCUUCAACCCCUGUCAGACACUCGCUCAAACGUAUUUUAAGACUAUAAGAAAGUGAAUUACAAGGUAAUUUAUGAGUUGACAAAUCUAAUUUCAUCUGUUCUUACGACACUUGAUAUAUUGUCCUUGCAACAGGGAACACUUUCAGGGCUUACUGAACGAUAAUCACAUUUAUUCUUUCGAUUGUUAUUUUAUUUCCAGUGUCAAGAUGUUUUCCAAGUAUGUCUCUUUAUUUAUAUAUAUACAUGUAGUAACAUCUAGGCGCUGAUAUACAUUAUAUCAAUCAGAAUAAACACUUUAAUGAAAAUAGAAUAAGGAAGAUAUUACAUCACGUGUGUAUCUUUGCUUUAUUUAACGGAAACUAAAUAAUAAGAGACAACUGUUCUGUUUAGUGGAUGAGUGUAAGGACACUUGAAAUUGUAUAAAUCACGUCCUGUUAUAUAUAAAAUUAAAGGGAAAAAAUAAACUGAAAUAUUUUGCCUUGUUUUAUUAUAAUAUUAUUGCUGUUAAACUCGUUUAUUGAAAAUGCCAGUUUUGGUCACAAGUGGCUCUGAGUAUAUGACAUCUUAAGUUGUUAAAAGAAGCGGGAAAUGGAUGAUAUUAAAAUGAAUAUGUUUUUGAAAGAAAGAUAUUGUGAAGUGAAAAAAGGAAACAAUUUACACAUUUC